This is a messenger RNA of Orbilia oligospora ATCC 24927, 1203 nucleotides long. RefSeq lists its product as uncharacterized. The record is from RefSeq and is a predicted model, not a curated record. Bases 1 to 1203 code for a protein of 400 amino acids. The transcript is spliced from 3 exons. NCBI's taxonomy places the organism in Eukaryota, Fungi, Ascomycota, Orbiliomycetes, Orbiliales, Orbiliaceae.
AUGUUUAAUUGGUCCCAGCAACUCCCAAAAACAGACCCGAAGCCGGAUUUAGAAGAUAAUCCAAUGUCAAGUACUGCCAGUUUACCCAUAGAAGACGACGACGUUUUAAAUCUACUAGUCAGACUCCGAGGUUCUCCCAUUGACGAGCAAGCCGUCUGGCACGGAGAUCUCCCGGAAGACCCUAAAAACAGAGAUAUUAAAUUCGAUCUUAAAGUACCCGAGUUUACGCAGCAGUUCGAACUAUACGAAAAGACAAUAGUUGAGUUUUUGAAAGCAUGCGAGAAUUUACAGCAGAUAUGCAUCGCUCAGGGGAUAGCUCCGAGAGUUAGGAAGAUGAGUAUUAUGGUGGCGCGGAUGAGAUGUAGUUAUAUUCCUAUCAUCUCGGACUACUUGUUUAGUACGUCGGAGGAAGGUGGAAAAAUGGUGUUCUCGAGCCUUAAAUCACUUGAUAUAACCAUCCACUCCACGCAGAGUUCCCGAGAACAAUCAAACAAUGAUAGAAUCGCAGCUAAUCAAAUAGCGAAUUUUCUUUCGAAUAUUCCAAAUAUUAACUCGUUUGGAAUCGCAAAUACCGCUCUAUUCAGGAAUCCUGCCCCCCAAGUCUUCUCUCCAGUGCCCGAGAGCGUGCACCUCACCUCCCUUAGUUUAUGUACGAUAUUUAUCCCCGACAGUACCAGUGAUCUUCCAUCUUUCGAGGAUUUCAAGGCAAUGAUCGUAUCAAGGCCUGCUAUUAAGAACCUCGAGAUGGAGUAUAUUGCACUUUAUCAUCCAUCCAUAAGAUGUUUCUCCAAGAUAAAUUAUGAUCCAGCUACUGACCUUCCGGCCCCAAAGCCCGAUACGAUGCUACAUUCUCGGGGAUUCGAGUUCCCACCUUGGAUGCAUUGGGCCGCUGUUUUCGAACUUCUACGGAAAAGACUUUUGAACCUUACUAGUUAUAAAUUUAAGCAUCUGAUGUACGGUGGCAAUUCGAAGUAUCCAAGAGCUGCCGCCAGGGGGAGUAAUGUAUCGCUGUUUGUUCCGAUGGACCAGGAGUAUAGAAUGAUCAAUUCUGAGGAAUUUGCGGAUGUAAUGAGGAUUGAUGAAAUAAUUAGUCCUUACCUAAAGGAUUAUUCAGAGUUGGAAGCUUUUAAGCAAGAGAUUGAUAAUAGGCGAAAGAUCGUUGGACUUGGCGGUGGGGGUGGUUCCGAAUUUUUAUCAGAUUAA